This is a messenger RNA of Benincasa hispida (wax gourd), 2733 nucleotides long. Its product is annotated as receptor like protein 27-like. NCBI's taxonomy places the organism in Eukaryota, Viridiplantae, Streptophyta, Magnoliopsida, Cucurbitales, Cucurbitaceae. Gene Ontology annotation, molecular function: protein binding. The record is from RefSeq and is a predicted model, not a curated record.
AUGUCUUAUUCUGGAUUUGGGGGCCAGAUUCCUAUUGAGAUUUCAAACUUAACUGGGUUGGAUACGCUCGAUCUUACUAGCUCAUCUCUCUUUCAAGUUUCGACACUGAAGCUUGAGAACCCAAAUUUGAUGACUCUGAUUCAGAAUUUGAGCAAUUUGAGAGUCCUAUAUCUUGAUGGUGUAGAUUUGUCAGCAGGAGGAAGUGAAUGGUGCAAGGCCUUAUCGUCUUCAUUGAUUAAUCUGAGAGUGUUGAGCUUAUCGGAAUGUUCUCUUACGGGACCUCUUGAUUCUUCCCUUGUGAAGCUUAAGUAUCUAUUAGAACUUCGUCUCGAUAAUAACAACUUUUCCUCACCGGUUCCCAAGGAAUUUGCAGAUUUCUCAAAUUUGACUUUGCUGCAUCUUAGCAAUUCAAGAUUGUUUGGAGAAUUUCCACAAAGUAUUUUGCAGAUAUCAACUCUUCAGACUCUGGACUUAUCUAAUAAUAUGUUGCUGCAAGGUUCUCUUCCAGAUUUUCAAUCUAUUAGACCCUUUCGAACUCUGGUUCUCCGUGACACAAAUUUUUCUGGGGCACUGCCAAGUUCUAUUGGAUAUUUGAAGAAUUUGUCCAGAUUAGACUUGGCGAGCUGCAACUUUGGUGGGCCAAUCCCAAAUUCUAUCGAACAGCUCACACAACUCACGGAUAUGGAUCUUUCGAGCAACAAGUUUGUUGGUCCAAUCCCAUCAUUUUCUCUAUUGAAGAAUCUUACUGUCUUAAACCUGGCUCAUAAUCGGUUGAAUAGUUCCUUGGCUUCCACCAAAUGGGAAGAGCUUUCCAAACUCGUUAAUCUUGAUUUGCGUAACAAUUCCCUCACUGGAAAUAUACCUUUAUCGCUCUUCCAUCUUCCAUCAAUCCAGGGGAUUCAUCUCUGCUAUAACCAAUUUACUGGUAGUUUGAAUGAUCUUUCCAAAGUGUCUUCUUUCUUACUUGAUACACUUGAUUUGACGAGCAAUCAGCUAGGAGGUCCAUUCCCUUUGUCAUUUUUUGAACUUGAAGGUCUUAAGGAUCUCUCACUUUCAUUCAACAAUUUCACCGGAAAAUUGAUUCUAGACAUGUUCCAGCGGCUUAAAUAUAUUACAAGACUUGAACUCUCAAGCAACAGCCUGUCAGUCGAAACAACCUCUGCCUUUCCUGCCCUUCCUCGGAUGUACGUAUUAGAGUUGGCUUCUUGCAAGUUGAAAAGAUUCCCUGGCUUCCUCAGAAACCAAUACGAACUCAUCUCUCUUGAUCUCUCUGAUAAUGAACUUGAAGGACAAAUACCUCUCUGGAUUUGGGAUCACAGUGGCCUCACUAAAUUAAAUCUUUCUUGCAACUCUCUUGUCGGUUUUGAAGGGUCGCCUCAGAAUCUAUCUUCCAGACUCUUUCUUCUUGACAUCCAUUCCAACAAAUUUCAAGGUCCACUAACAUUCUUUCCUCCAAGCGCUGCCUAUCUGGAUUUCUCCAAUAACAAUUUCAGUUCUGUCCUUCCCCUCGACAUUGGAAACUACCUUGGAGUCACAAUCUUCUUUUCUCUAUCAAGAAACCAUAUUCACGGAAGAAUUCCUGAAUCCAUAUGCAAUGCUCUCAGUCUUCUGGUACUGGAUCUGUCUCAUAAUAAUUUGAGUGGUACGAUUCCCCAGAGUCGAACUGAGAUGAUUAAUUCUCUAGCAGUACUAAAUCUGAAACAAAACGCCUUCAAAGGCUCUAUUCCUAAUAUAUUUCUAAAUACAUGCGCUCUGAAAACUCUCGACCUCAGUGAAAACGACAUCGGGGGGCAAGUACCGAGUUCAUUAUCAAAUUGCCGAGAUUUGGAGGUUUUGGACCUUGGGAAUAAUCAGAUAUUUGAUAUGUUUCCAUGUCAAUUAAAGAACAUAUCCACCUUGCGUGUUCUUAUUCUUCGAUCGAACCAAUUUUAUGGGAAUUUUGGAUGUCCAGAGAGCAAUGGCAGCUGGCCUAACUUGCAAAUUAUCGACCUGUCUCGAAACAACUUCAGUGGUGAUCUACCUGGGAAAGUCUUAAUAGAGUGGAAAGCAAUGGUGGAUGAGGAAGAUUAUAGCAAGUCAAGAGCUAAUCACCUCCAUUUUAGUUUCUUCGAAUUCAGUUAUGUUAACUAUCAGGAUAGAGUAACAGUUGGAAGCAAGAGUCUAGAGGUGGAACUGACGAAAAUCCUAACCAUCUUCACAUCCAUCGACUUCUCGUGCAAUAACUUCCAUGGCCAUAUACCUGCAGAAAUAGGAGAGCUCAAGGCGCUUUAUCUUCUCAACUUGUCCCACAAUGCUUUGUCCGGUGAAAUUCCUUCAUCUAUAGGAAACUUGAUUGAGCUGGGUUCUUUGGACCUUUCAAGUAACCUGCUUAGUGGCAAAAUUCCUUCAGAGCUUUCAAGACUAACGUUUCUAUCUAUAUUGAAUUUGUCCUACAACUUGUUGGUUGGGAAGAUCCCCAUUGGUUCUCAAAUCCAAACAUUUGCACUAGAUUCCUUCGUAGGUAACGAAGGAUUAUGCGGAUCACCUUUGCGGAAGGAAUGUGGAAUUGCCAUUAAACCAUCAUCUUCAGAUACUAUAAUGGAAGCUUCAGAAGAUGAAUUUGAAUGGACAUACAUAAUAAGUGCCCUUGGAUUCAUACCAGGAGUGAUCACGGGCGUAAUUGCCGGUCUUUACGUCUGGGAUAAAAGAUCGAAUACUUUGAUGCGAUGGGCCUCAAAGAAAAGAAGGGUUUAA